AAUAAUAUCAAAAAUAUACUCUUUUUAUCUCCACAGAAACCAGAAAAAAUUGUUCAAUAAAAGGAAUAUCAAUUAAAUGCCAAUCUACCAAACAACCAAUUUUCUAACAAUUUUCCUCUCCUCUCAAAACACACACAAGAAGAGCCAAAGAACAAACAAGAAAGCAUGGAUCACGGUCACAUGCACGACAUGUCUCCACCACCAUCACCAUCAUCAUCCAUGAUGAACAAUGGAUCCAUGAACGGAGGAGGAGGAGGACACCACCACAUGAUGAUGAUGCAUAUGACUUUCUUCUGGGGCAAGAACACGGAGGUUCUCUUCUCCGGUUGGCCCGGAACAAGCUCCGGCAUGUACGCUCUUUGUCUCAUCUUCGUCUUCUUCCUCGCCGUCUUCACUGAAUGGCUUGCUCAUCACUCUCUCCUCCGUGGCACCUCCGGAGGUUCGGCUAAUCUCCCCGCCGGGCUAAUCCAGACCGCCGUGUAUACCCUCCGUACCGGCCUCUCCUACCUAGUCAUGCUCGCCGUCAUGUCAUUUAACGCCGGUGUGUUUCUUGUCGCUCUCGCCGGUCAUGCCAUUGGUUUCAUGUUGUUCGGAAGCCGAGCUUUUCGGAGUUCCUCCGAUGACCGGAAAACUAACUAUGUUCCUCCCUCAGGCUGUGCUUGUUGAUGAUAAUAUUAUGUUUUACAUAUAUAUAUAUAUAUGGAUGGAUAUAUAUAUUGAUCCAUGAUCCAUGCUUGUCUUUCUAGUUAAAGAUCUAGGGGUUUUAGUUUUCUUGAUUAUUUUCUGGAUUGUUCUUGGGGAGAUUCGUGUGUUUGUGAGUGUGAGGACGAGGAUUAUUUGAUAUUUUCUGUCUAUUUUUCUUUUAAUAUUUUAUUUUCUUGCUGGCUGAUGGCGAAAGCUGUAGAUACCAGUUUACUACAUUUAGACACAAAUUUAUUUUUUCU
Molecule: messenger RNA, 944 nt
Organism: Capsella rubella
Lineage: Eukaryota; Viridiplantae; Streptophyta; Magnoliopsida; Brassicales; Brassicaceae
Product: copper transporter 1
Exons: 1
Coding region: 166-666 (166 amino acids)
Biological process (GO): copper ion transmembrane transport; intracellular copper ion homeostasis
Cellular component (GO): plasma membrane
Molecular function (GO): copper ion transmembrane transporter activity
Source: RefSeq, a predicted model, not a curated record